Messenger RNA from Bursaphelenchus xylophilus (pine wood nematode), 330 nucleotides. Lineage: Eukaryota; Metazoa; Nematoda; Chromadorea; Rhabditida; Aphelenchoididae. The record is from the annotation of a GenBank genome assembly.
AUGAAUGUAAUCUGUCUUUUGUUUGCCCUAAACUUGGCUCUUGUGAUCGGUAGACCCCAGCUGGAUGAUGCAAAGACCCUGGAAUCAGCACCCAUCACUCCAGAAGCGUCUUUUAUUAUCCGUUCGGUGGGUGCAUGCAAAUUAAGGGAACGGAAGAUACUAUUUGCUGAAUAUGAAUAAUAGAUGUUCUAAUGAAUACAAGUCUCCUCUUCUCAGACUUUUGUUUUUCAGCGUGCGAAACGGGCACUCUUACGCAGUCAUUGGCAUGGCCGACACACGGACUACUCCUUAGAGAGCGCAGAACAUAAGAUUAUUAGAAGAACCUGGUAA